This is a messenger RNA of Camellia sinensis, 1407 nucleotides long. The record is from RefSeq and is a predicted model, not a curated record. Lineage: Eukaryota; Viridiplantae; Streptophyta; Magnoliopsida; Ericales; Theaceae.
AUGAGGCAACGACAAAUAUGCAUAGGUAGAUUGUAUUAUGCACAUCCUAUUUCUGGUGAACGAUAUUAUUUACGUAUGUUGCUUACCAAGGUUCGAGGUGCAAAAUGUUAUGAAGAUAUUAGAACCGUUAAUGGCAUUGUGCACCCAACAUUUAAAUCUGCAUCCCUUGCACUUGGCUUACUUGACGAUGAUAAUGAAUGGGACGCAGCUUUGACAGAAGCCUCAACAUGGGCAUCAGGUGCUCAACUGCGAAAUAUGUUUUGCUCAAUGCUAAUGUUUUCUGAGGUUACAAAUGCAUAUGAAUUGUGGGAGAAUCAUUGGUUUGACCUUACUGAUGAUUUACAAAAUAGGGUACAAAGGCAAAUUGGGGAUGGCAACAUAAGUCUCGAAGAAUGUGAAUUGAAAAAUUUAGGAUUGCUUGAAAUUGAACACGUACUAAAUCAGAAUGGAAGGUCUCUUAAAGAGUUUCCUCCGAUGCCACUACCAUCAUAUCGAUCAGGUCAAAUGGUUACUAAUAGGCUCAUAAGAGAGGAAUUGAACUACGAUAGCAUUUCAGAAAUGCAAUCUUUUGAAUCUUUAUAUGUGGGAUUGAAUGAUGACCAAUUGAAAGUGUUUAACACCAUAAUGGAAGCUUAUUCCACUCAUCAUGGGGGCUUAUUUUUUGUGUAUGGUAGUGGAGGAACUGGAAAGGCAUAUUUAUGGAGCACUUUAAUUGCAAAAUUUCGAUCCGAUAAGAAGAUCAUUCUUUCUAUUGGAUCAUUAGGUAUUGCAGCUUUGCUCUUACCCGGGGGACGAAUUGCCCAUUCCCGUUUCAAUAUUUCGCUUGACCCUGAUAACUCAUCAUGUUGUUCAAUAAAUCAAGGGACAGAUUUGGCAAGAUUAAUUCAAGAGGCGUCGUUAAUUAUAUGGGAUGAAGCACCAAUGGUUAGUCGUCAUGCUUUUGAAGCUGUUGAUCGUACAUUUAGGGACAUAUUGAAAAAUACAGAACAUUGUUCAGGGGAUAGGGUUUUUGGUGGAAAACUAUUUGUGCUUGGUGGUGACUUUAGACAAAUAUUGCCUGUCGUACCUAGAGGUGGGCGUGAACAAACAGUGGAAGCUUCAUUACCUAAGUCAACAAUUUGUGAGCAUUGUCAAGUUUUGCAUCUUACCAGAAAUAUGCGUGUUACAGCACAAGAUAUUUCUAAUCAUACGCGUCAUGAAUUACGUGACUUUGCAGAGUGGAUUAAAUUGGUUGGUGAAGGGAAAAUAAUGGGAAGCUCAUUUAGUGAAGGCUAUGAAUCUAAUUGGAUACAGAUACCAGAAAAAUUUGUUAUAAAAAAUAGAGAAAGAGAUUUGCACCAGUUAAUCGAUGCCACCUAUCCUGAUUUCAUAAAUAACUAUCAGGAUAUGUCGUACUUAAAAGAAUAA